Rhodamnia argentea is the source of this 2120-nucleotide messenger RNA. RefSeq names its product pentatricopeptide repeat-containing protein At1g77405. NCBI's taxonomy places the organism in Eukaryota, Viridiplantae, Streptophyta, Magnoliopsida, Myrtales, Myrtaceae. The coding region runs from base 14 to 1537 and encodes 507 amino acids. The record is from RefSeq and is a predicted model, not a curated record. Gene Ontology annotation, molecular function: protein binding. The transcript is spliced from 2 exons.
UUCAAAUCGAACAAUGUUUAAUUACAUUGAAACUGAAACGAUGAGACAAAUUGAGAAUCAAAUGUAUGAUCUGAAUGCUCGAGCUUCAAUCCCAAUUGCUGAAUUCGGAAAUAUUAUGAAGAAAUUCUCAAUCCGACGUGACGGGUCCCUCUGGUCCGGACAUUUGAACGUUAUAUGGGAGUUGAACAGAGCACAAAAGUCUGUGCUGCUCCAGAGCAUGAUCUCCCCGAGACCUCUGAUCCGCAGCUACGUCUCCGUCGUCAACCAAGUCCUCGCCGUUAUCAUUCAAAACCGCGAGUUCGACGCAAAGUUGGCUUCUUCCGCCACGCCCAACUCACCUCCUUGGGACACCGAAUCAGUCUCCCAAGUGUUGCGGUCCAUACCCAGAUGCUUGUUCCAGUCCUCUCGCUCCAUCGGUCGCCAAAAGACCUUCCGUCACCGAGCGCCUCUGAGGCAGCGCAAUCUGAGGCGCGAGUCCCGGAAGCUCCGCGAGAAUGCGCUCGUUCUUGGUCCCGCAGCUCACAGAGACCCCCAAAGGGUCGAGCUUGGAUUGGACAAAGCCCUCGAGUUCUACUACUGGGUCGAGUCCCAUUUCGGCUUCGUGCACAAUGAGAUGACUUGUAGAGAGAUGGGUAUUGUUUUGGCUAGAGGGCAUAGGUUGAAGGAUCUGUGGGAGUUUCUUAAGACGAUGGAUAAGAGAGGUAAUGAGCUUGUCACUACUCCCACCAUCACCUGUUUGAUGAAAGUCCUAGGAGAAGAGGGCUUUAUUAAGGAGGCGAUGGCCGCAUUUUAUAGGAUGAAGCAGCUUCAUUGCAAGCCAGAUGUUUAUGCGUAUAAUACCAUUCUCCUUGCGCUUUGUAGAGUAGGAAAUUUCAAGAAGGCUAAGUUCUUGUUGGAGCAGAUGGAAUUACCGGGGUUCAGGUGCCCCCCUGAUACUUAUACGUAUACGAUAAUGAUUGGUUCAUACUGUAAGUAUAGUAUGCAAACUGGAUGCAGGAAGGCCAUUCGGAGGAGGCUGUGGGAGGCGAACCACUUGUUUCGUCAUAUGCUUUUCAAGGGUUUUGCUCCGGAUGUGAUCACGUAUAACUGUUUGAUUGACGGGUGCUGCAAAACGAAUCGGAUCGGGAGGGCAUUAGAACUUUUCGAUGACAUGAAUAAAAGAGGUUGUGUCCCAAACCGAGUCACAUAUAAUUCUAUUAUUAGAUACUACAGUGCUGUUAAUGAGAUUGACAGAGCUAUUGAGAUGUUGAGGAAGAUGCAAAGCAUGAAUCAUGGCAUACCCACUUCGAGCUCGUACACUCCUAUCAUUCAUGCUUUAUGCGAAGCAGGAAGAGUGAUUGAUGCGUGCAGUUUCCUCAUUGAGUUGGUUGAUGGAGGUUCGGUUCCAAGGGAGUAUACAUAUAAAUUAGUUUGUGAUGCGCUCAACUCUUCAGGGGCAAGUGGUCUGAUAGAUGAUAAACUGCAUAGAAAGAUUCAAGAUGAUAUAGAGAAAAGGCUUAGGCAGGUGAUGAAGGUGAAACCAAUGGUCGCUCGCUAACUGUUCUGACAGCUCAGCAAGAUUCAUCAUGUAAGUGGAAUUGGAGGUUCCAAACAUAUGGAUCGGUCCUCAAGGUUAAAUCUUUUAUCUGAGCAAGCUAUAUCACAUCGCAAGGAGAAUAGAUACAAACUAGGAAUGAAGUUGAACGUAACCGUAUCUCCCUAUAUGGCGCUGCCUUGCGAGAGAAUAAUGUUUCUAUCGAAUAUUCAGGAAUCGAAUCUGGUCAAGCAUACGAGCUCUGUCACCAGUCACCCAUCAUUUGACUGGUGUUCUCUCUCUGUUCAGACAGUCGAGUUCUUCGACAAGUCAAAGGUUCUACCUUAAGCAUUAAGCAUGUUCAUGCCACUGUGGAGUUCAUGCCAUUGAAGAAGCAUAAGGAGGGAAAAAUAUCUUGUUUGGUAAAGAGUGAGUUGCUUUUAUUUUGGUUUACCUAUAGGUAACCAAUGCAAGGUACAUGCUGGCAGGAGUGUCAAGUUCAAGGACGCACUCCUCCAUCUAUAUUUUUUUGCACCCGUGGCUUAGAGAAAAGCCAAAGUUUCUGCUCAUUCCUCUGUUGCUAUGAGCUUGCACUAUCUUAUGGAGA